Messenger RNA from Triticum turgidum subsp. durum (durum wheat), 1764 nucleotides. Lineage: Eukaryota; Viridiplantae; Streptophyta; Magnoliopsida; Poales; Poaceae. The record is from the annotation of a GenBank genome assembly.
AUGCCACGCGCCGCGCCCGGGCUAGGGUUCCCCGCCGCAGCCGCCGACCCAGCGCCCGAGCGCCGCCACCCUCCGUCCUCCCGGCGGAAGAAGCCGCCGCCGCGCCGAAGGCGCCCCGCACCGCCAACGCCACCCGCGCCGCCGGAGGGGCCACGCGGUGCAGCCGAUCCAGAUCCGGGCCUCCUCCACCCCCGCGGCGGCAGCCACGCCUCGCGCGCCACAGCUCCCAGAGGCGAGGACGGCGACGACGACGAGGACGAGGGAGGCUACGACGCGGCGGGCUUGGAGGAGGCGGCGGCCGGCGACUCCUUCUCCCACUCGCUGAAAGCAGAGUGCCAGAAGCAGCUGCAGCGCAGGGCGGAGGCGCGGCCGCCGGCGCCCGCGCAUGAGCUCGGCAACGGCGACGCGUUCGGGGGGAUCGAGCUGCUCGUGCUCUCGCCGAGGUGCUUGCUCGGGGCUGCCGUGGGAGGGAUGAGCAAGAGCUCGACCGCGUCGUCCAGAAGCAGAUCAGGCACGUUUCCGAGCCCCGGGACGCCCAACUACAACCGGCAUUGCGCUGGCAACAUGCAGUACCCCAAGGGCUGGAGCUCGGAGCGGGUGCCGCUGGGGGCAGGCGCCAACAGGAGGUAUGGGGGCAGCGGGGUCGUGCUCCCUUUCAACAAUGGGAGGAAGCUGCCGUCGAAAUGGGAGGACGCCGAGAAGUGGAUCCUGAGCCCGGUUUCCUGUGAUGGGAUGGGGAGGAUGUCGGCACCGGCGCCGCAUCAUAGACGGCCAAAGUCCAAGAGUGGGCCGCUUGGUCACCCUGCUGGUGUUCCAGGAGCUUAUGCAUCUGUUUCGCCGAUGAUUCCCUGCUUCGAUGGUGUUCUGGCGGCCGCUAAUUUUGCGGCUCAUUCGCCUUUCUCUGCCGGGGUUCUCAUGCCAGGGCACGCGCGCAACGGUGACUUCAGCAGUGGGAGAGCCAGAAGUGGGGAUGAUGGAAGCAGUAGGUCGUAUUCGGCUGAGAAGGAACCGUAUAUAUGGAGAUCAGCAAGUACACACGCGUGGACAGAAACACUUAUGGAGGCAUCUGCCUUUGCUCAUAUCUCAGAGGAAGCUGCACAAGAUGAUGUCUUACAAGGCCAACAAGGAGCAACUCCUGUGAUUUCCAGUCCAAUCAUAAAGAAAGAUGUUGCCACACAAAUGAGUCCUGAUGACAGUAUAAUAUCGUCCUCCCCAAAAGCGAGGCAUUCCUGCUCCAGCUUGCCGUCAGGACAUGCUAUUAGAGAAUCAAAUAGUCAUACACCUAAGGUUGAAGUUAGGGAUGUGCAGGUAGAUGAUCAAGUAACUGUUACCCGGUGGUCCAAGCGACAUGUAACACGAGGCUCUGAUAAGCGAUCAACAAAUAUUGUUGAAUGGAGGAAGAAGACUACAGAGGCCCGGGCUCCAUCUUUUGAUGAAAAAGAAAGAGAAAGAUGCAUAUCAAAGUGCAAGAGAGAGGAAGCAAAGAUCACUGCUUGGGAAAAUCUGCAGAAAGCAAAAGCAGAGGCAGCAAUUCGGAAGUUGGAGAUGAAGCUUGAAAAGAAGAGGUCAUCAUCGAUGGAUAGAAUUUUGGGCAAACUACGUUCUGCUCAAAAGAAAGCACAAGGCAUGCGCACUACAGUUUCUGUCAGUGAGGAUCAGUGUGCUGUCAGUGAAGAUCAGUGUGCUGUGAGGGCAACCAAGAAGGCAUCCUUGAGAAGGACUAGCAAGCCUUUCAGCUGCUGUUUCACCUAUCAUGCUUGCUAG